UUGUGUAGGUAUGGUGUUUGCUGAAACCCGUGGCUGAAACUAUAAUUUCAUUUUAUACGAUGAGAACCAGCCACCGGCAGUUUACCAUUAUGAUUGAAUUCAUGGAAAAGCAUGGCGAUAUAUCUAAAUCCAAUGGAACUAAUCGUGAUAAAAUUGAUAAGCUGGAAAAAUGGGUGGAGUUAGUUGAUCUGCUGAAUAGUGAGGGCUCCGGGGAUGCUCGAACAGGGGAAAAGUGGCGGAAGGUUUGGUGUGAUUACAAAAAUAAUACCAAGAAAAAGUGGUUAAAAAUAAAUAGGCAAGCACGGGAGAAUUUGAGACUGAAGAAAACAAUGACAGACUUGGAGAUCAGGGUUUUAAAUAUAAUUGGAGUGCAGACUGCUGCUGGGACGCCCACACAAGAAGCAGAAUUCAUACAGACUGAUGCUGUGGAAGAAGAUACAUCGUCAGUUCUACAAGCACCGGCCACAGAAUCGGAAGACGCAUUGACUGCAGAUGAUGUUCUUUAUGAAUUUACACCUAUUUCUGAAGAUGAAUGGAAAAAUCCAAGGACGAGCAGUCAACCUGCAGUUACUGCACCUGUUCCUGAUCCUUCUCCGCAGCCACCACAUACACCACCAUCUCUAGCACAAACCGAUUGGGAACCACCAACAAAAAAGAAGAGAGAAGAAGAAGAAAGAAAGAAAGAAGAAGAGGAAGAAAAAGUCUCAGUGUUAAAACUGUUUAAAGAGUAUGAAAGGAAAGCUAGAGACUGUGAAAGGGAGCAUGAGCGAAAGGCACAAGAGUUAGAAAGAGAGAGGAUUCGUCAGCGCGAUGUGGAGUUGCAGUUACAAGCUCAAUGGUUGCAGUUCAUGAAAGAUGCGCUAAGGGUAGUGAAAUCUUAUUUAGGUAUAAAAAGUUAGCGCAUUAUAACGUAUAUUAACAGAAAUAUUUAUUAUCAAACUUUAAGGAGCCGAAUCAAGUAGGUACCUACAUGAUGAGUGAGAUCAAGUAUUGGAAUUAUUAAAAAAAUUUCUUUAUGAUUACUUAAGAUAAUUUUUUUAUAAGAAACACAGGCAUUGUGUAUCUGGGGAGUUUGAUGCGCCACUUCUUCCUAGUAAUAACAUGUAAGAAGUGGUGUAGGGUGGGCGUUUUGAGGCUGUCUCAUGUAAUUCUGACGUUCGAAAAGUGCUAUUUUUCAGCCUACUUUGAAUAAACGAUUUUUUUAUUUUAAUUAAUAUUUGAUUUAUCUGUAAAUGUAAUAGAAAAGAUAACUUCAUUAACAAAAUUUACUCCAGACAUGGUCAAUAUUAGAUAAUUUUAAAAAUAUUAUUAUUUGAGGCCAAUUUUUAGCGCCUUUUUUGAAAAUAGUAUUCUGUGCCAUUACAUUUUAAUUAAGGUUGCUCCACCCGCGAUUAGUCUCAUGUUGGAUCGUUUCUAAGGGAGUUUUCGGCUCACUGAAAAACAAGCUCUGAUUACUAGUUUAAGAAAUGGCUGAUUGCCAAAAUUACGAGUUUUUUUUGGCAGUAGGGUAAAUAAAACAAUAGAAUCAGUAGGUAUUCGUUAUUUUCUAUAUUUUUUCCUAAUUUAAACAGUUUUGGAGGAAAUAUAGAGAUUUUUAUACAUAAAUAGUUCGCAUACAAUAAAUAGUUAUAUCAACGGCAAGUGAUGUCGAAGUUUUAAUAUCACGGAAUGUCUUAUAUAGGCAUGUUCCAUACAACCAAAGUACGUUGCAAAAGAUUUUUUACACUAUUGGUAACUUUAUUAGAUUUAAUAUCUCUUCAUAAAUAAUUUUAGACAUUAAAAACAGCUUAAAAUACAACAAAUUGAUAUUUUCAUGAGAACAAAAAACCAAUUGAAGUUUUGUAUAAUGUAAAAUUUACUUAAAAUAAGAAUAAACCUAAUUUCAGAAGACCGCGAACCAGUCGCUCUUGAAGUCAGUUUUAAAAACAAAAAAAUAAAAUAAAAAAAUAAAUCUUACUUUAACAUUUCUUAAUAAUUACUGUAUAAAAGGCACUUCGUGGCAGUUUCUUUUAUGUAACAUUGAUGAUAUUUUACAACCUUUUUAUCUCAAACCUAAGAGUAUUUCUCGUUAUCCAAGCGAAUGGAAUCGACCGCAGGACACUUGGACUUGCUCCUAACGUUUCUAAUAUUCUAGUGUACUUAUAAGUUCAUUAAUAACACAAUCACAUUGUAAUAUCACUCACGGAACUGCGUCCGACACUUUCAUAAAGCAUUGUCUUCGGACGCAAUUUAUUUCACACACAAUACGCACACUCCCGUAUCUUAACGAGUUUAUACGGAAUAAAAACAAGCAAAAUGUUUGUCUGCUUGCUUUUAUUGCUUAGGAAAUUAAUUAUAGUUCGAGUAUUAGAGGUUGGGGUAUUAAAAUGUUGGCUAUUUGAUGUAGAGGUGUUUCUGGGUGUGUGCGGUCACAAUAUGAAAUGUGUUGGUGACCGGAGCGACGCACGUGGGCUGCGGCCACGCGACGCCCCAGCGUGACAGUCUUCAAGGCUCGACCCGCUCUAGCGUUAAUGGCGGCUGCUAGAAAAAAUAAUUACUUAAUUAUCACUGAAUUAUUAUGUAAUAGGUACUCCAAUUUAGUAGGCAGUUUUAGCUACUUUAACUAAAGAACAAUAAUCUUGAUAUUGCAUCUUAUUUAAAAACUCAGCAUUCAUCCUCAUCCUCCGAGCCUUUUUCCCAAACUAUGUUGGGGUCGGCUUCCAGACUAACCGGAUGUAGCUGAGUACCAGUGCUUUACAAGGAGCGACUGCCCUAUCUGACCUCCUCAACCCAGUUACCCGGGCAACCCAAUACCCCUUGGUUAGACUGGUGUCAGACUUACUGGCUUCUGACUACCCGUAACGACUGCCAAGGAUGUUCAAUGACAGCCGGGACCUACAGUUUAACGUGC
Helicoverpa armigera (cotton bollworm) is the source of this 2890-nucleotide messenger RNA. RefSeq lists its product as uncharacterized. The coding region runs from base 60 to 899 and encodes 279 amino acids. The record is from RefSeq and is a predicted model, not a curated record. Lineage: Eukaryota; Metazoa; Arthropoda; Insecta; Lepidoptera; Noctuidae. The transcript is spliced from 5 exons.